Messenger RNA from Dentiscutata heterogama, 435 nucleotides. Lineage: Eukaryota; Fungi; Glomeromycota; Glomeromycetes; Diversisporales; Gigasporaceae. The record is from the annotation of a GenBank genome assembly.
AUGCAACUCGAACAACAAUUUGAUCAAAGAGAAUGGUUGGCAUUAGAUAAAAAAUUGACUACAAGUGAGUUGCAAGAAUAUCUGCUUUAUUUCGAACAAAGAGAGAAAGACGUUAGAGCAUAUGAAGAUUAUAUUAGUUACUCCCCUAGAUAUUACGACGAUUUACAUGAAUAUAGACAUGUUACUCUUCCAAAACAACUUGUUCAAUAUGUUCCUCUCGAUCGACUCAUGUCGGAAGAGGAAUGGCGAAGUCUUGGUGUGAAACAAUCUCCUGGGUGGGAACACUACAUGAUUCAUGCACCCGAGCCCCACAUCUUACUUUUUAAACGGGAAAGAGAUUAUCAACUUAAGUAUGGUAUACCACAACCAGAGGAGGAAUUAGUUGAGCAGGAUGAAAAUGUGCAGUAUGAUCAGAAUGCCCAGUAUCAACAGAAU